AUGGAGCGGCAGCUGUUUUGCCUUCUCGGGCUGCUGGCGGCCGCUGUGGCAAGCCCUCUCCUCUGGCAGAAGGAAUGCGUGAAGGGCCCGGAGGUGUGGUGCCAGAACAUCCGGACAGCGUCGCAGUGCGGGGCACUGAAGCACUGCCAGCAGAAUGUCUGGAGCAAGCCUACUGUAAACAGUAUCCCCUGUGACUUGUGUAAGGAACUGGUGACAGUGGCUGACAAGGUUUUGAAGGAUAAUGGCACUGAGGAUGAGAUCCGCUCCUACUUGGAGAAGACGUGUGAGUUUCUUCGUGAUGAAAGCCUGGUCUCUGAGUGCAAAGAAAUUGUGGAUUCCUACCUACCAGUUAUCAUGGAUAUGAUCAAAGAAGAACUAGAUAAACCUGAAGUUGUGUGCAGUGCCCUUGCAUUGUGCCAGUCCCUUCAGAAGCAGCUUGCAGCAAUGAAGCUUCAGAAACAGCUCCAGUCCAACAAGAUACCAGAGCUGGACUUCUCUGAGCUGGCAUCCCCAUUCAUGGCUAAUGUGCCUCUUCUCCUUUACCCUCAGGACAAACCCAAGCAGAAGUCUAAGGGAACUGGGGAUGUGUGCCAGGACUGCAUCCAGCUGGUGACUGAUGUUCAGGAAGCUGUGAGGUCAAACUCCACUUUUGUCAAGUCUUUAGUUGCCCAUGCCAAGGAGGAGUGUGACCGUUUGGGACCUGGAAUGUCUGAUAUGUGCAAGAGCUAUAUCUCUGAAUAUUCUGACUUGGCUAUCCAAAUGUUGAUGCACAUGCAACCAAAGGACAUUUGUGCCAUGGUUGGGUUCUGUUCUUCGGUGAAGUCUGUUCCCCUUCAGACUCUGGUGCCAGCUCAAGUGAUUCAUGAAGUGAAAAUGGAAACUGUGGAGAAAAUCACAGUUGAAGAGAAAGCUCUUUCCUUGUGUGAAAUAUGUGAGACCAUGGUGAAAGAAGUGACUGGCCUCCUGGAGAGCAACAAGACAGAGGAGGAGAUUGUACAUGAAAUGGAGGUGGUCUGCUACCUGUUCCCAAGGAGUGUCAAAGACCAGUGCAAGGACUUCAUUGAUGUCUAUGGCCAGGCUUUGAUUGACAUGCUCUUGGAGGCAACAAAUCCUGAAGCAGUGUGUGUUAUGCUGAAAUGCUGUGCAGCCAACAAGCCUCCACAGCAGCCAGUUGCAGUGAAACCUGCAGAUGGCUUCUGUGAUAUUUGCAAGAUGGUGGUGGCUUAUGCAGACAAAGAGCUGGAGAAGAAUGCCACGACAGCUGAAAUCGAAGCUUUAUUGGAAAAAGUCUGUCACUUCCUGCCACAGUCUGUCAGUGAUCAGUGUGUUCAGUUUGUGGAACAGUAUGAACCUGUGGUUGUGCAACUCCUGGCAGAGGUGAUGGAUCCCACUUUUGUUUGCACUAAACUUGGAGUCUGUGAAUCAGCUAAACAGCCUCUCCUGGGGGAUGAUGCGUGUGUCUGGGGCCCAGGGUACUGGUGUAAGAACAUGGAGACUGCUGCUCAGUGCAACGCUGUUGAUCACUGCAAACGCCACGUGUGGAACUAGAAGACGACUUUCCAGUCCUGAAAGAUUGCUAUGGCUCUUCAAUGUGGGCCAAGGUUGGCAGAGAGCUCUAUCUCAAAUGUCCCUCCUCUCUGCCUCAUUAACAAUUUGACCUUCAAGUUCCUUUUUAUCGUAACUCUUCUGUAGCAGUACUGCUGUUGAAGGAUCAGAUCUUCGUUGUUGACUUUAACAAAAGAUAUUUCUGAUUGUACAGUUUAACUCAUUAUGCUCCUAAAACCUAGUGUGUUGUAGUUUUUUAAUGGGUAGGCUGAAGUAGGAGUGGUUUUUUGUUUUGAUUUGGGUUUUGUUUUUAUGUUGGUUUUCUUUUUGGGUGCUGGGAAAUAAUGGCAAAGAAGGUAAAACGUGACAAAGCAAUUCUCUUAAUUAAAAAAAAGAACAAGGUGGUGACUAAACUUCCACAUGUCUGUGUGUAGCAUUGGGAGGGUGAAAUGCUUUGAAUUUUAAACAUCUGGCUUGGAAGAUCAAUGUUCUCUGUAACCAUAAGGGAACUCUAAAGGCUAAUGCUCAAUCAGGGAGUCCCACUGGUUGGAAUUUUCAAAGCUCUACAGAUGCGGAGGAGGGGGGGAGGGGGCUCUGUGUGCCCAGCUAACUUCCAGAGUAACUAGUACUAAAAACCAGAAAAGAUGCAGUUGAGUGCCCACACUUUGAUGGCUCAUGGUCUUACCAUAGCUAAGGAAACCUUCAAGCUCUGGUCAUGUCCUUUUGAUUUCCUUGUCCUAAGCAUGCUGUCAAGCCCCGUGCAGGGGGAUUUCAGUCUUUUGAAGCAUGCUGAUGCACUUAAGGCAUCCUUCCCUGUUUGUUUUUUUUUUUUUUUUCCCCCUUAUCCUAGUUGCUCAAUCCUGCUUAGUCUGGCAGCUUCCUACAUGCAGCCAGCUGGGUGCCAAGGAGGUGGGGCAAGCUGAGUUGGUAGAAGACACAAGGGAGAGAGUCAGCAGGGGCUGUGCACAUCUCAAAGAGAGGACAGAAUGCCUGGGUAAAAAAUGUUGGGUGUUGUUUUUUGGUGUGUUUUUUUUGGUUUAUUCCUUGAUUUUUCUCUCAUAGCAUGUUCAGGCCCCUAAAGCUUCAGAAGUGCUUAGAGGCUCAUGGGCAGUUUCAUUGUUGCCACUGUUCUCACUGACUGUUGCCCUUCUGAGCAAUUUGAAGGAUGAU
Molecule: messenger RNA, 2715 nt
Organism: Indicator indicator
Lineage: Eukaryota; Metazoa; Chordata; Aves; Piciformes; Indicatoridae
Gene: PSAP
Product: prosaposin
Exons: 14
Coding region: 1-1548 (515 amino acids)
Biological process (GO): sphingolipid metabolic process
Cellular component (GO): lysosome
Source: RefSeq, a predicted model, not a curated record